CUUAAACAAGCAACGAGCAACACAAGAAACCUAUAAUACUCCUACGUUUUUCGUCAAACAUAAACGUGUGAAUAUUAAGUAAAAAAAAAACAAAUAUAAACCAUAAAAUAGGCAAAAAUAUAUUGAGAUAAAUUUAAAACUACAAUGGGCUACGAUAGUUACGAUGGAUCUUCAGUUGCUGCUCAGGGCCAAGCUGAGGCAAUCUAUGGCGUCAAUGGCAACAUGGCGGAGCAGCAAAUGGCCGCCACUGCUGCCGUGGAGUUGCAGCCAUCGUUGAAUCGUGUGCUGAGCUCCAUUGACUAUGAUCUAAACUUCAAGCAUCCGCUUGAGCAUACGUGGACGCUCUGGCACUGGGAGAACGAUCGCAACAAGGCCUGGAGCGAAAUGCUCAGCGAUGUGACCAGCUUCAAUACGGUUGAGGAUUUCUUCAGCGUGUACUACUUCAUAAAGCCGCCAUCGAAUCUCAAGGUGUUCAACGACUAUAUGGUUUUCAAGCAGGGCAUACGUCCUAUGUGGGAAGAUGACAUCAAUAAAGAGGGCGGCCGCUGGGUCAUGUUUCUGGACAAGGAACACAAAGAGUUUGUAGACAAGCUGUGGCAUGAUUUGCUCUUGUGCACAAUUGGCGAGUGCUUUGAGUACUCCGAUCAGAUCUGUGGCGUGGUCAUCAAUGUGCGCAACAAGGCCAGCAAGAUAUCGCUGUGGACCAAGGAUGCCAACAAUGAGGAGGCCAUACUGACAAUAGGCCAAAAGAUGAAGCAGCUGCUGAUGCUGAGCGAUGUGGAGCUGCAGUAUCAGGUGCAUAAGGAUGCCAUGCUGCAGGCCGGGCCCAAUGUGAAUGCCAUAUAUAAAUUGUAGACCUCCCGAGCAGAGAGUAUUACUUGAGUAAUUAGUUUAAGCUCUCAACUACUUGUCGUAAAUGCUUACUGGGCAUAGUAAAUGCUGGUGAGCAUAGUACGAUCUAGUCCAGUUGAUUUAAUCACAGAGAUAGUAUAACAAUAUUUUACACACUCAUUUGUACACAUGGAAUAAAUAACUGUAGCUUGCAUAGAGCACAAACAUAAA
This is a messenger RNA of Drosophila busckii, 1062 nucleotides long. It is a transcript of the gene eIF4E3, whose product is annotated as eukaryotic translation initiation factor 4E1. The coding region runs from base 145 to 855 and encodes 236 amino acids. The transcript is spliced from 4 exons. Gene Ontology annotation, cellular component: eukaryotic translation initiation factor 4F complex; cytoplasm. The record is from RefSeq and is a predicted model, not a curated record. Gene Ontology annotation, molecular function: translation initiation factor activity; RNA 7-methylguanosine cap binding. Gene Ontology annotation, biological process: translational initiation. Lineage: Eukaryota; Metazoa; Arthropoda; Insecta; Diptera; Drosophilidae.